UUCUUUAACGAAGCAGACACAAUUUAGAUGCAUUAAAAAGAGCAUACUUUUUGAAAAUUUCUCUUUUUAUAAAUAUCGUAAAUUUAAUUGUAUAAAACUUAUUUUAGUAUUCAGAUUUGCGAGGAAACUUACUUUCAAAUAGACUAAACAAGUUCCACCAUAUCUAACGUUGUGGUGGGUUUCUGCUGUAAAAGUUAUGCUUGUGGUUGAUUAGUUGAUGCAAUGUUACCAAUAUCCAUAAAAUAAACAGAAAAGUUUCACCCAACGUUUCGAUCGGAUGUGAGUUGUUAAAAAUGAAAUUAUAAUAUAUUAGCUAUGUAUAUUUCUCGGAACAUAAGAAGUGAAAAAAACAGAUUCUCCGGCUUAAUAAUUGUUUUGGAUAUGUAAAUAAAAAAAUUUACAUCGUAUUAAAAGAAAAAAAUUUAAACAAAGUUCAUGCCAUUCAAAUGUGUUUUUGAUAGUCUAAUAGAAAAAAAUAGCUUGAAGUCAUGGUAAUUUUAAAAUAUACAUGUUGGCUUACAAACGUUGGCCGAUUGGCUAUCAUAAUCAUUCUAUUAUACGGCAUAAAAACAUUACAUCCUAAUAUUCUUCCGAGGGUACAUGCAAGUAGUACUUCAUCGCGGUCUAUAACCGGAAACAGCAAUCCACGUUUACCACGUACAAGUGCCAGUCAACUAAAUAGUACACCCAUAAAUUUAAAAUUAACAACAAAAUCAUUAAACGCAACGAGAAAUGGACAUUUGCGGACAAGAGAGCAACAUCUACUCAGCAUUUUUGAAAUAAUCGUUUCCACACUUGAAGAAAAACUCAAGCGAAUUGAUAAUGUCGAUGAAAACAUGGACAUUAUGAUACACCGAAUAGAGGGUUUGGAAACUUUAUUAACAAAAAAUAUAGCGAAAACAGAUUUUAUUACAUCACAGUUACUUAAUUUAGAGUCCAUAAUGUCUUAUAAAAAGCAUACAGUGGAAGAAUCAAAAUCUAAUAUUGUUAAUAUAGCAAAUAAUUCCCCACAACAUUUUUUAAAUACCACAAUAAAGGAAAAAAUUGAAAAUUUAGAUGAAAAAGUCACAAACAUUGAUAAUAAGCUUGAGGUUCUAAAAUCCCAGUUAGAUAAUAAUUACUUGCAAAUCGAAGACAUUAAUGGGGAAGCUAGUGAAAAAAAUCCUGUUACAAUGAAUGGAAUUGAUAUUUUAACAAGUCUUAGCUCUGAAAAAAUGGCACAUGUAUCUUCAGAAUUAAGUGAUCUUCGAGAUACUACUGACAGAAUCGAUAGAAAACUACAAUUUCACAUAAACAUCGUUUCUGAAAAUAUAGCAACAAUUAUGCGCAUGAUGAAUGAUAUUUAUAUUUCAGUGGUUGAUGGCAUUAACAUUCAUAACGUUACAAAUCCUCCAGCUGAGUCCAAUAAGUCACAUAAAAUUUUAGAUUUAUUAAAAAAAAAAGACCCAUUAGUUACAGUACCCGCAAAAAUUGAUUGGGAUGUCAUGGUUGAUUCAAAAUCUUCAGACGAUGAUUUCCUUCUUACAUCCGGAGCUCGUUUUAGUCAAACUCAGCGACAAGAACGUGCAAUCGGAGAAAUUCAUCAAGAUCUUAAAACAAAAGCCAACAUUAUUGUAAAUAACUUAGAUAUGGUCGAAAAGCAUUUACAAGAACAGGAAAGUGAUGCGCAACCCCAAAAGAAACCUCCAGUUUCGCAAGAGCUCUCUCUGGACACAGUUUUAGACCAUUUAGUGGAGUAUCGCUUAACCAACUAUUCUGUUAAAGAUGAAAAUUUGAUGGAAACUAACUCGAAGCAUUCUACGCCAGCACAUAAUACAUUUUAUUCAAAUGUAAAUAAUACAGAAGAAACUCACGCUAAUACAACUACAUACUCCUUACCAAUAUCUUCAAAGCCAAAUAUUCGAAAAGGAGGAAUUAUAUUUCCUAGCAUCAAAAAUAAGCCAGCAAUUAUAAAUAGUACAUUAAACAAUGAAACUUUGACCCUUAAGGAUAUCAGAGGAUUUUCCUGUGUAGAUUUAAUGAAUGCUGGUAUGAGACAAUCCGGAGUAUUUUACCUACAAAUUCGAGGCACAACAUAUUGGUUUUUAAAAGUUUACUGCGAGCAAGAAACAUCCGAAGGAGGCUGGACGGUUAUACAACGACGCAACGACUUUGGAGAGCCUCGAGAAAAUUUUAAUAGAGAUUGGGCAGAUUACAAAAAUGGAUUUGGAGAACCAGCUAAGGAGUUUUGGUUAGGAAACGAAAAUAUUUAUAUGCUCACCAACAACGAAGACUACACAUUGCGUAUAGAGCUGGAAGAUUUUGAUGGCAAUAAAAAAUAUGCUCAAUAUUCGCAUUUCAAAAUACAUUCUGAAGCAGAUUAUUAUAAACUCGAAAUAGAUGGCUAUGAAGGCAACGCAGGAGAUUCUCUGAACGACCCUUGGUAUGGAUCUAACAAUAGUCCCUUUUCAACCUAUAAUAAAGACAAUGAUCGAAGCUCACUUAAUUGCGCCAGUAUGUUAAAGGGUGGCUGGUGGUGGAAAUCAUGCGGUCGUGGAUUAAAUGGACUAUAUCUGCACGACCCUCAAGAUUUAACUGCUCGACAAGGAAUUGUUUGGUUUCGUUGGAGGGGUUGGGACUACACAUUGAAAAAAUCCAUUAUGAUGAUUCGCCCUAAGACACCACAACAGCAGUCAAUAUCUGCAUCGAUCAUUUAAAAAUAAUAACAAGAGAAAUCAUAUAUUACAUAGACAAUAUUAAAUAUUUAACUUCUCUACAAUUUAGCGAAUAAGAGUUUAUUUACUGUGUUCAUUUUUGUACAUAAUUUAGGAUCAUACCAUCACUCUUUGUUAAGUUUUAUUAUUUUGAAAAUAAAAGUAAAUCAGAAAAUGUUUAGUUAA
Molecule: messenger RNA, 2879 nt
Organism: Drosophila ananassae
Lineage: Eukaryota; Metazoa; Arthropoda; Insecta; Diptera; Drosophilidae
Product: angiopoietin-2
Exons: 7
Coding region: 489-2696 (735 amino acids)
Source: RefSeq, a predicted model, not a curated record